GGGAGGAAACAGCGAAGGGGAUAUACAAGUAGAAAGCGAAGUGGUGGGCGCCGAAGAAGGGAGGAAGGGGAAGGGGAGAGGGAGGGGAAGGGGAAGGGGAAGGAGGAUUUGGGUGGGGCUUCAAUUGGAGCCUGCGGCUCGGCUGCCAUGUCUGCAGGGAUCUGCGGGAAGCGCCUAGGGUUGGAGGAAAUCUUCGGAUCUCCGGCGCCGUCCCCACCGUCGGCCAAGAGAUCUCGUUGCGCCCUCUACGGAUCUGAGGAUAAGCUCUCUGUACUCCUCCGCAUGUUCCCUUCAAUGGAUCGGGAGGUUGUUGAAACAGUUUUGAAUUCCCAUGACCACAAAAUUGAUGAUGCAAUUAAGAGUCUUCAUGCUUUGUGUCUUGGUGAUGGUUCUGUGAGCAUUGAAGGAGUUAAUUUAGUUUUGCAAUCAAGUGAUAAUGCCCUUGAAAGUGUUGUGAGCUUGCAGGCAUCUGAACACAAGGUCGAAGUCUCUCAGAAUAAUAGUGCAGAUUCUCAGCCUAGGGAAGCCCAAAAUGGAUCUUCUUGGGUUGAUAUAUUUGUACAGGAAAUGAUGAGUGCGUCGGAUUGGGAUGAUGUCCGUGGUCGUGCCAUGAAGAUUUUAGAAGUUUUUGAAAGAAACGUUGUUGCUCAGACUACAGCAGCUGUGGAGCACGAGAUCAAUUCCUUGAAAGAGCAAUUGCAAGGUUUAUUAAGAGACAACCAGAUCCUAAAGAGGGCUGUCACUAUCCAGCAUGAGCGCAAUUCAGAUCACGAUGAGAAGGUUAAGGAGGUGCAACAUUUGAAGAACGUUAUAGGCCAGUAUCAAGAGCAAGUCCGGGCAUUGGAGAUGAGCAAUUAUACAUUGAAGAUUCAUCUACAGAAGGCACAGGGUGCUAGUUCUAUCCCAGGUCAUUUCCAUCCGGACGUGUUCUAGGUUCAAUCUUUCAAUUAUAUAAUUAUGAGUGCAAUAUAUAUUCAUAUAUAUGUAUGACAAUGGAAGAGCUUGAAAGUAGUUGUUUAGAAUAGCAAUUGAGCCUUCCUAUAAGCCACAAUUAAUCACCAAUCAGAUAUAUUUUUACAGCGAGUGCAAGGCUUAUUUAUAAAGAGGAGAAUCGGCUUGUUGCUGAAGGAAAGCAUUUAUUGAAUUUUUGUAACAAGCCGCCUGCUUUUAUCUUUACUGUUUGUGUUUAAAUUAUUAUACACAGCAGGUUUCCAAA
Messenger RNA from Musa acuminata AAA Group (dessert banana), 1216 nucleotides. RefSeq lists its product as uncharacterized. NCBI's taxonomy places the organism in Eukaryota, Viridiplantae, Streptophyta, Magnoliopsida, Zingiberales, Musaceae. The record is from RefSeq and is a predicted model, not a curated record. The transcript has 5 exons. Gene Ontology annotation, molecular function: ubiquitin binding. The coding region runs from base 148 to 933 and encodes 261 amino acids.